AUGGAGGAAUGCUGCCCCACAGCAAGAACAGAGGAUCUCAUCAAUCUCGUGACCUGGGCACACGCUCAUGGGACCAUAUGUAAUCAAAUCCCAGCCUUGGAAAUGACCAGUCAGUAACAAAACAAGCAAAAAACCCAGAACAGCAGCACAGGGAUGAGGAGAAUCCACCUCAGUGUAUUAAAGAAGUGGGAGGAAAAGAGAAAGCGUAACACUUAUCGGAUAAAAGUUUUCAAAGACUGGCUGGCUUCUCACUGCCCCACUGAAACACGCAAGAUCUGUGAGCUGCCACCUGAGGACCUGGAUCAUUACCUGGCCUCCUUCUACAGUUCUGCAAAGAAACAGAAUGGCAGAGAUUUUUCUGCCACUUCUUUGCACUUCUUCCAGAGCAACAUGGAGCAAUACCUCAAGGACCACAAUUACAAGUGCAGUGUGAUUAAAGGGCUGGAAUUCAGAGCAUCUCAGGAAGCCUUGAAAUUAAAGCGACACCAGCUAACUCAGAAAGAGAGAGAGGGAGAGUGGAGUAUUUUGGAGAACUUGACAGAUGAAGAUAUGGCAAGUCUUCGUAAGGGUGGACUUUUAAGUAAGAUGCACCCUGAGUCCUAUUUGCACCUAAUUUUCAUCAAUAUAAUUAGGGCAUUUGGGGCAAGAACGCACAGGCAGAGCCGUAAUCUGUACUGGGGGCAGCUUGUGCUACAAAAGAGCCAGGGAGAGCUGGAGUACUUGGAGUGGAUAGAUGAGCUGAAAGAAGAAAGAAAUACAGGGGACUCAGGUCCACGCCUCUAUGCCAAGCCUGACAAUCCAAGCGACUGCCCCGUGGAGGAUUACAAGAGGUAUGCCAGGAGGAGACCACCAGACAUGCUCCGUGUCUGGGACCCCCUGUAUCUGGUUCCUAAACCUCUGUUCUCCUGGUGGGACCACGUGUGGUACAGCCGAAAGUCACUCACCAAAGCCAAAAUAGAAAAGAUGUUGAAAGCUGUUAUCCAGCAAAUCAAAAUGCCUAGAAUAAAAUCCAAGGAAUAA
Chaetura pelagica (chimney swift) is the source of this 1020-nucleotide messenger RNA. RefSeq lists its product as uncharacterized. The record is from RefSeq and is a predicted model, not a curated record. NCBI's taxonomy places the organism in Eukaryota, Metazoa, Chordata, Aves, Apodiformes, Apodidae. The transcript is spliced from 4 exons.